AGAGGAGACAGCGGUCAUGGCAGCUGCCACAGCUCAGCCGAUGGGGAAUUUGCCCAGUGGGCUUGGGAUAUGCACCACGGCACCGGAUAUAUUCUAUUUACCUGAACUGGUGUUUGGGGGUUUGGUGUGGAUCCUGGUAGCCUCCACACAUGUGCAGCCAGAGAAUCCCCUGGGCUGGGUGAUGUUCGUCUCCGUCUUCUGUUUCGUUAUGACCUUCCUCUGGCUCGUCAUCUUCGCCUGUGGAGCGCACAAGAACAGCGGGGGAUGGGCCACGGCGGACUUUAUCUAUCACUUUCUGGCUGCUCUGUUCUACCUGAGUGCUUCAGUUCCUCUGGCCAGUGUGACCCUCGCUAUGAAAAAUAGCACCAACUUUAGAUACUACCAGAUAGACAUCGCAGCAGUGGUUUUCUCCUACACGGCCACACUCUUCUACUUCAUCCACUGUAUCCUCUCAGCAAUAAGGUGGAAGUCUUUCUGAUCAGCAUUGCAUUGCUCUCAGUCUGUCUGACCCCCCUCCCUUCCCUCCCCAUAAAACACAGAACUCUGGGAGAAUGAGAAGAAUCUCAAGUCAGUUGUGGAAAAGGGAAAGGGUUGCUCACUCUGAAUUCUACAAAUCGGCAAAUCAAUUCCAUCAGCGGCUUAGAGAGUACUGUUUGUAUUAUGCAAACUCCCAAAUAUAUAUGUCUCCAGACAUACAUUUAUUAAUACAAAUGUACUGUAAAAAUAUCUGUAUGUUUUCUGUUGGGCGUAUAUUUAUGUAUGCACACACACACACACACACACACUGUCACUGAAUCAUUUUUCACCUGUUUUUAUUAAACAUAUUCUUGAUGGAUAGUAGGUGAAGAAAAUGUAGAUUUUUACAAUCAGAUUUUUGUAGAAAAGAAAAAUGACACCCAGAUAUGGCGCUCGACUAAACUGAACUUUUAUAACGUCAAUCUUUAUAUUGAUGGGGUAUGUUUUAUACAUUUGAACUGUUGGGUAUGCAUUAUGUCAGAAAUAUGCUUAACAUUAUGUUUUAAAUAAAAGAAUAUUCACUGAAU
Messenger RNA from Sardina pilchardus (European sardine), 1043 nucleotides. Its product is annotated as myelin and lymphocyte protein-like. Bases 17 to 478 code for a protein of 153 amino acids. The record is from RefSeq and is a predicted model, not a curated record. Gene Ontology annotation, biological process: myelination. Gene Ontology annotation, cellular component: membrane. NCBI's taxonomy places the organism in Eukaryota, Metazoa, Chordata, Actinopteri, Clupeiformes, Clupeidae. The transcript is spliced from 4 exons. Gene Ontology annotation, molecular function: structural constituent of myelin sheath.